AUGGCACCAACGCUUCCCGCGUUUGCGGCGUUUCCUGAAGCCCCAUGGCGAGAUCAUAUCGUACCGGUGGAAUGGGAAGCUUGUCUCUCUUUAUGGGUUUCUCUGGCCGAAGCACAUUUGUCAUUACCACAAGACGAAUUUCGGAAGAUAUCUACCAAAGAUGAAUCGCUCAGCCAAUUCUUGGUCGUGUUCACACGGGAGACCGCCCGCUCUAGUAUCAGUAUCUUGGGGUCAUCCGAGUCGGCAGCGGUGCUUUUGAGGCAUGGGUAUCUUCUCACGACAAGACUUCUCAAAUCUCCCGGAGCACCUUCUAUACUUCUGCAGUGGGAAUUUUUGUCGGAUUUUAGCAGGGUCUAUGGAAAGAAGAGGACAUCUUCUGUGCUCGUGGACGUGUUCGAGAAGCACCCAUUGCCGCUGGAAACGUCACUUCAUGGGAUCAAGAAAUCCCUCAUUCUUGCACUGGACUCGGGAAUUAAGGGUGAUUUACGCAUACCCGAAGACCGAUUGAAGCACCUGAAUCAUUUGAUCUAUACAUCGCCGGACACAGCGGCUUUUAUGAUGGCUGGAGAUGACUUCGCCGACGGCUUGGUUAGUUGCUACAAGAUCAUGAAUCCACCGCUUCGAAAGACUAUUAUUGCCACGGCAUAUCUGUGUCUCAUUGGACUGACCGAAGGCCCAUCACCAAAAUACUCAACCCUCAUAGACCAACUUUACUCGCUCAAGGCAGCAGCCGAUUCCCACAAGGUUGGUCCGACGAGUAGCAAUGACUCCAUGGUAGCUGAACUGGUCACUUCCACACCACUUCUCAAGCUCGUACAACAUCGACUUGAAUUAUCCGGAUCGACCACAACCCGUUUGAAGUCGGUCAUCACAGGUUUGGAGAGUUACAAAAAGCCUGGUGGUAAUAUUCGACCCAAACGACUCGUGAAGCGAAAGAUCGACAAGGGCAAAGGCGUUGUGGAUGGCGAGGACUAUGAAGAGAUCGGAGAGUUGAGGAUUCAUCAAAUGAGCCAGAUUUCCCAAAUACACGAUCUAUUUCCAGAUCUUGGCUCCGGUUUCAUCUCUAAACUUCUAGACGAAUUUCGAGACGGUACGGAACAAGUUAUCGCACAUCUGUUGGAAGACGAUUUGCCACCACAUCUGGCCUCGGCAGAUCGGAAACAGGAACUGUCACCUGAGAGAACUAGAAGGCGGAGGAGCAGUCUUGCGCCCAGAGCUACACCUCCCUUGCUCCCCACACGCCAUAAUGUCUUUGAUGACGACGAACUUGACAAUCUUUCCCACAACAUAGAUAACCUCCACUUUGGCAAAAGAAACCCUGAGAAGACGGCGGAUGAUAUGCUCAAAGAUCGAUCAACAGCACCAAAUAAGGCCGCAAUUCUAUCGGCUCUUUCCGCAUUUGACGCAGAUGAUGAUGAGCGGGACGAUACUUAUGAUGCAGCUGAUGCCGGAUUCACGGUGAACGAUGCACUAGCUGAUGAUGCGGACGAUCAGAAACGGAAGGAUAUUCAUGAAGAGACUUUGUUCAGAGCAUUCAAGGCCGACCCUAAAUUGCUGGGCAGAGAUUCGGAGACGCGGCGGAGUAAUUACCGAACGAAACUCAAACAAGACACGGGAAUGACGGAUGAAGCCAUUGAGGGCUGGGCAGUAAUGCUCAAUCGUAAUCCGGCGCAGUUAAAGUCUUUGGAGUUGAAGUACAGUGCAGCAGGAUCUUUCACAGGCGGCCAAACAGCACUCGCACCGACAUCAUGGCGUGCAAGCGCCGACUCCGGCGCUGAAGAGUCUGGACAAGAAGCUGGAGGUUCUAAUCGUGGUGGCUUCCGUGGUCGAGGAAGAGGUAGAGGACGUGGUGGUGGUCGUGGCGGCAGCGCAGCAGGCCCCACUGGUGAAAAGAGCACGGAGAACGCUCGCAAAAACAAAGAGGCCAACAAGUCAUCACGUGCGAAUCACAAUCGGCGCGAUGGCCGAGCGAAGAAGAUGGCGCGAGCUGGGUUUCCUGGUUAG
Truncatella angustata is the source of this 2004-nucleotide messenger RNA. RefSeq lists its product as uncharacterized. The transcript has 2 exons. The record is from RefSeq and is a predicted model, not a curated record. NCBI's taxonomy places the organism in Eukaryota, Fungi, Ascomycota, Sordariomycetes, Amphisphaeriales, Sporocadaceae. Gene Ontology annotation, molecular function: ubiquitin binding. Bases 1 to 2004 code for a protein of 667 amino acids.